Molecule: messenger RNA, 1901 nt
Organism: Dioscorea cayenensis subsp. rotundata (Guinea yam)
Lineage: Eukaryota; Viridiplantae; Streptophyta; Magnoliopsida; Dioscoreales; Dioscoreaceae
Product: O-fucosyltransferase 8
Source: RefSeq, a predicted model, not a curated record
UGUUCUUAAAUGAAAAGUGGUUCCUUUCUUAGUAUCAAUUGGGAAUUUGGGAUGGUGGUGGGUAAUGUGAAAAUCAUGCCUUCUUCUUUGAAGAAGAAUCGUUAUGGGAGGCAUUCUAAUGUUUGUUCUUUGCCGGAAAAAUCAGUUCUUGCUCAUGGUUUGAAGAGUGAUGGUGGUUACUGUGGUGCAGCAGCCAAGGGAUUAGAGUGCGGAAAGCGGCAUAUGGUGAUAUGGAAGCAUUUGAGGAUGCUUGGUUUUGUUCUUGGAUUGAUGACUUCCUUUUUUGUGCUUGAUUCUUUGAUGCUUAGUGUGAUCCAUCAUCUUAGUGCUCGGAGUGCUGGGCCUUCUAGAAAAACUAUGGGGUUUGAGGAUGGAGGGAGAGGAUACAUUGUUGAGAAAACAAAGGCAAAAAUGAUGUACAGACGGCUAGACAACUUGGCUGAUAAAGCUCUUUUAAUGCAGAAUGAAGUACAGAAUGAUGAGAAUCUGCUAUGGGAGGAACCAGCCAGGCAAGCAUCUAGGUGGAAACCUUGUGCUAACAAAACUAACUCACUAUAUCAAGGGCAGGCUGUUAAUCACACUGGUUUUAUAUUGGUGAGCGCCAAUGGAGGACUAAACCAACAACGAGUUGCAGUGUGCAAUGCCGUUGCUGUUGCUGUUCUUCUCAAUGCAACCCUUGUUCUCCCUAAAUUUCUUUACAGCAGUGUAUGGAAGGAUAGUAGCCAAUUUGGUGAUAUUUACCAAGAAGAUUAUUUCAUAAAUCUUUUGAAGGAUGAUGUGCGUAUUGUGAAAGAGCUGCCUUCUCAUCUAAACUCACUUGAUAUUGAAGCAAUUGGUAGUCAAUUUACAGACAUGGACAUAAUGAAAGAGUCAAAGCCUAUAGAUUUUGUCAAAAUAGCGCUUCCUGUUCUAAGAAGAAAUGGAGUUGUUCAUUUCCUCGGAUUUGGAAAUCGGCUUGCAUUUGAUCCAUUGCCUUACAAACUGCAGAGGUUAAGAUGCAAAUGCAAUUUUCAUGCAUUAAAAUUUGUGCCUCAAAUCCAAGAAGUUGGCUCUUUAUUGGUCCAAAGAAUAAGAAGGCACAACUCAAUGGUGAGUAAACUAGAUGCACAACUUCUUGGAGAUCAUAUGCCUAAAGCUCCAACAACCAAUCUUGAUACAUCAUCACAAGGGUCAUUCAAGUAUCUAGCAUUGCAUAUGAGGUUUGAAACAGAUAUGGUGGCAUACUCACAAUGUGAUUUCGGCGGAGGGGAAAAGGAGUGGAAUGAGUUACAAGCAUACAGGGAGAUUCAUUUUCCCACACUUGUGAUGAGAAUGAAAAAUGAAUCAAUAUCACCAUCAGAAUUGAGAAUGUUGGGAAGAUGCCCAUUGACACCAGAGGAAGCGGCACUGAUGCUCUCCGCCCUCGGCUUUAAAAGUAGGACUUACAUCUAUCUUGCCGGUUCUCAUAUCUAUGGUGGUCAAUCAAGAAUGCUUCCAUUCACCAAACUCUAUCCAAAUUUGGUCACAAAAGAAGAUCUCCUUACUCCAAGUGAACUUGCACCUUUUAGAAAUUUUUCUUCAAGAUUAGCAGCAUUAGAUUUCAUUGCAUGUGCAACUUCAGAUGUCUUCGCCAUGACUGAUUCCGGGAGCCAGCUCUCUUCACUUGUUUCUGGUUAUCGAGUGUACCAUGGUGAUGGCCAAGCACCAACAUUGCGGCCGAACAAGAAGAGGUUUGCUAAGAUUUUAUCUGAGAAUGAAACUAUCAGCUGGGAUCAGUUCAAGGACAGGGUGACGAAGAUGAUCGAUGAAGGUCACAGAGUUCGUUCACGGCGUUGGGGAAGAAGCAUUUACAGGCAACCAAGAACCCCAGGCUGCAUGUGCAAGGACUCCUCUUGACAAACCUCAACCAUGAAAGAAGUUUU